Molecule: messenger RNA, 1002 nt
Organism: Cylindrotheca closterium
Lineage: Eukaryota; Bacillariophyta; Bacillariophyceae; Bacillariales; Bacillariaceae
Source: the annotation of a GenBank genome assembly
AUGGAUUCUGGAUUACGUCGCAGCAGCCGUGAGUCCAGGCCAAGAAAGCUCCUCGGACAGGAAACCGAUGGUCAGCUUGGCAUGAACCAACCUGGCUUAAAUCAUAUCCGGACAUCGGAAGAGAGAAUUCAGAGUGCAGAAGCCAUCGAAGGCCUCAGGAUUUUCAACGAGCAUCUCCGUGGAAAGGGAUGGGACUUCGGGCAUAGUGACAAGUUGGAUUUCAUUGAAGUCUACUACGACACAAGGGCAUCUAUCCAAAAUGCAGUGGAAGGUGUCAGCAAGUUCUACAGCUAUGACGCAAUCUGGCGCAAAUGGAUAUCUGAUAAAGAAUUUCGGCGCAUGCACAGUUGUCGAAAAGGGAGUUGUCGACGCACCAUCUCCGAACAGGGAGUUCCCGACGCACCAUCGCCGGGCUACGACAACCUUGGCGAACCGACCCUUGGAGUUCCUGCUGCAGCAGGAAGAUCGACCGAGAGCACCAGGGAAUCGGGAGCGAAAGAAACCCGUGCUACUCCCGGCAUGAAGAAGAAGCGUGGACGCCCUUCUGGUAGCUCCAAGCAGCAGAAGCAGCAGCAAUCUAAGAAACGCCAAAAGAAGAGAGAGCCGUGUUCAAGCCCUCGACCUCAGACAAGAAGCAGUCCUGUCGCCCAGCAAAAUCAAGCAAACUCUGGAGCAAAGACUGAAACUCCACCUACUGCCAGUUCAUCGACCGGUGCCCUCCAAUUGCCGAACCGAUCGGUAGUCACUCCUCCGUUGGGUCGUGCAGACCUUCUUGAUGAUUACUCCCAUCUCGCUGACGAAAACGCCGAACUCAAAAGGCGAUUGGAAGGAAAAGAUGCACGAAUCGACCAACUCGAAAGGGAAUUGGAAGACGCACUAGAUCUUGCAGCAGCCCAAGCAGUUCAAGUUGAAGACCUCAACCACUUAGGUGAAAAGACUGCAAAGGAAAAGGUUGCUCUGAAAAAGGAACUGGAUCAGAUGAGAAUGAAUCAAGUUCGUUAG